ACUUCAGUACUCCAACAAUUGGUUAAAAAAAACUGAAAAACUCUCUCAACUUCUUCUACUAUAAUAUACAAAUCUUACAUAUGAUGGAGAGAGGAGAAUGCUUGAUGUCGAUGAAGCUUAGACCGAUGGUGACGAGGCCAUCUUUGGAUGGGACUUUGUUUUGGCCGUUUAGGGAAGAGAGAGCGUUUGCGUCAGCUGAGGAGUAUGGCGGCGGAGGCGGUUGCAUGUGGCCGCCGAGGUCUUACUCGUGCAGCUUUUGCGGGAGAGAGUUCAAGUCGGCGCAAGCACUAGGCGGUCAUAUGAACGUUCAUCGAAGAGACCGAGCUCGACUCAAGCAGCAAUCAUUAUCACCUUCAUCAACUGACCAAGCCACACCUCCUGAAAAUGAUCGUCAACAACAAGUUCUUGAUGUGGGGUCAAAGGUUCUCGUCCAAGAAGAAACAAGAAAGCCUAAUGGAACUAAAAGGGAGAUAAGUGAUGUUUGUAAUAAUAAUGUUUUAGAAAGUUCUAUGAAACGAUAUGAGCAUGACAAUGAUGAAGUCAAGACUGACUUAUCGGUCGGUCUAGUGAGUUCUGAGUUUGAUCCUCGGAAGAAACAACUAAUCAACGGAUCAUCUUCAUCAUGGAAGAGGGCAAAGACGGAUGUGUCAAGAUUUCCAAUGAUGUUAGGGUUGGUCAUUGGAGUUUCCAAGAUCAACGGUCAUCAUGAGGAGUUGGAUCUUGAGCUAAGGCUAGGAGCUGAUCCGCCUAAGGUUAACUAGCUUAAGUAAUAAAAAAAGUAACAAUAG
This is a messenger RNA of Arabidopsis arenosa, 788 nucleotides long. Lineage: Eukaryota; Viridiplantae; Streptophyta; Magnoliopsida; Brassicales; Brassicaceae. The record is from the annotation of a GenBank genome assembly.